This is a messenger RNA of Dalotia coriaria, 2199 nucleotides long. It is a transcript of the gene Ent1, whose product is annotated as Equilibrative nucleoside transporter 1. Gene Ontology annotation, biological process: nucleoside transmembrane transport. Gene Ontology annotation, cellular component: plasma membrane. The record is from RefSeq and is a predicted model, not a curated record. The transcript has 8 exons. Bases 443 to 1846 code for a protein of 467 amino acids. Gene Ontology annotation, molecular function: nucleoside transmembrane transporter activity. Lineage: Eukaryota; Metazoa; Arthropoda; Insecta; Coleoptera; Staphylinidae.
ACUUGCAUAUGUUGUUGCAUUACUUCCAUAGUUGCAGUCCAAGAGUCACGUCACAAUUUAAAAAAGCGCGCUUUGUGGAAACAACCAAUGACCAAGUGAUGCAUUAGAAUCUAAUGGUAGUAGUAACAGUAGUGGGAGUCAAGAGUAAUAAGAGCUGUAAUGAGUGAAGGAAAGUCAUAUCUAAUGUCACAAAACAAGUAACAACAGCUGACUCUUGUCAGUUGGUAAUUAAACAUAAUCUGCACGAUUUUAAUCGUCUUUGAUUGGUUGUAUGCAUUCGGUGCAUGAAACUGAAGGUUUAUUCAAGAACAACAUGACUCCUGCAAUAUCAAUGUGACUAUAUCAACGAACAUGAUGUAGUCUUCAUCAUUACAUAGAAAGUAGACUUAGUCCACUAACAACAGCUACAAGAGAGGUUUUAAUUAUAUCUGAAGAGGUUGAUAUGGAGUAUACUAAUAACACAAGACCACUUUUACAAGAAUCAGACUCUGAUACUGAAUCUGUCGAUCUAAGAACACAAAGUUACCAAGAAUGUAUAGUGAUCAAGGAUACAAAACCAUUGUUCAGGCCAGCAGAGCCCAGAGACAAGUAUUACAUGGCCUAUUUAAUUUUUUACUUAUUGGGUAUGACCACACUGCUGCCAUGGAACUUCUUUAUCACUGCGGAUGAUUAUUGGAUGUAUAAGUUUAGGUCUGUGAAUGCAGAUGAGUACUUAAAUGUGUCUCAGGUGUCUCAGCACGAUGGAAAGCGAACACCUUUACAGGCUGAGUUCACUUCUUACUUGAGUGUUGCCUCAUCACUGCCAAAUAUUGUGUUUUUAACUUUGACUACAUUCCUUACACACAAAAUAUCAUUACAAAAACGUGUGAUUGGUUCAUUAAUUUUAAUGCUGAUUUUAUUCAUUAUGACGACGGUUUUCGUGAAAAUUAACACUGACUCAUGGCAACAAACAUUUUUUAUGGUGACACUUGCUUCGGUCGUUUUGCUAAAUGUUGCUAGUGCAAUAUUAUCUGGAUCUCUCUUCGGCAUAAUCGGCAAGUUUUCGCCGAAAUAUAUCACAGCCACCGUUGGUGGGCAAGCCUUGGGUGGAAUUUUCGCCGCAAUCGCCCAGAUUAUUUCACUGGCGAUCGGUAUAUCCUCAACUUUCAGCGCUUUCGUCUAUUUCAUGGUCGGCAAUUUAAUGAUUCUGAUCUCGUUGGCGUGCUACAUUAUUCUCUCGAAAACCGUCUUCUUUAAAUACCACAUAUCUGAGAGGACAGGAGUCACUGGUAACGAGUUUCAGACGGAAUUAUUACGGCCAAGAAUCGUCUGUCAUCGUACCAUCUUUAAAAAAAUAUGGCCGCAUGCAUUGAGCGCUUUUUUGGUGUUUACAAUCACACUGAGCGUUUAUCCAGGCGUUACAGUGUUGAUUGAGAGCGAGAAUCGAGCAUCAGGCAGCGCAUGGACAAAUGUGUAUUUUGUACCGGUGGUUGCAUAUCUAAUCUUCAGUUGUGGUGAUUAUGCUGGACGACUUGCUGCAGGUUAUCUUCAAAGGCCACGACAUGGCGGAUGGAUUCUCUUGUUUAAUCUCAUCCGAAUUGCGUUUGUACCGCUGAUGCUUUUUUGCAAUGCACAACCGCGCCACUCAAAUAUUCCGGUGCUUAUCACCAAGGAUUACUACUAUAUCUUGAUUAUAGUUCUUUGCUCAUUGAGUAAUGGUUACCUUGCCAAUCUGGCGGUACUUUGCGCCCCACGACUAGUCGAGCAUCACGAACGAGAAACCGCUUCGUCGAUGCUCACCGUUUUCAUCGGCAUCGGUCUCGGUCUCGGGUCUUCCGUUAGUUUACUUAUAGUCAAAUUGCUUUAACUCACACACGCUAAUCUAGACCAAAUUCAACCAUAAAUGACAUUUUAUUACGUAGUUCCUAGUGCGUAAGAUGAAUAGAUUCGAAUAUUUAACUGAUACAUGAUUAGAUAGUAUUACAAAUUGAUAUUUAUAUAUAAUAUUUAUGAUAUCUACGUAUAUAUGCACAAUUUUUUAUGUUUUACGUAUUUGUAGACUUUGUAAAUACAUAAGUGUCGGUAGGUGUGUCGUAAUACUGAUGUUAUGAUGAUAUUAUACUCAAGAACAAUUCAUUGUGAUCGAUAUGUCAACAUAUUGCUGUUUAAACGUAUCUGUAACUUAAUGCCAGAGCACAAAUUAAAUAAUUUCACAAUUUA